Messenger RNA from Coniophora puteana RWD-64-598 SS2, 3005 nucleotides. RefSeq lists its product as uncharacterized. The transcript has 4 exons. Bases 74 to 1930 code for a protein of 618 amino acids. The record is from RefSeq and is a predicted model, not a curated record. Lineage: Eukaryota; Fungi; Basidiomycota; Agaricomycetes; Boletales; Coniophoraceae. Gene Ontology annotation, molecular function: histone acetyltransferase activity. Gene Ontology annotation, biological process: regulation of DNA-templated transcription.
CCUGCCCGCCCCCUCCGAGUUCCCCCAUAUCGCCCAUAGCUCCCUCACAGACCACCACAGGAGCCACACAGGGAUGGUGUCUGCCUCUCCAGUGAACGAGGGACCACUCGAGCCCGCGCCCAUCACGCCAGGCGGGACGUACUCACUCCAGACCGUCUCCGUCGGCUGCAAAGUCUACAUCCGCCGCCCGACCCAUGACGGCGAGGAAGAGCGCCUCGCCGAGGUCCUCUCCAUCCGCGACCGCCAAGUAAGCGCGUACGCCGCCGUCGCCCGACGCGCCAAGGGCGUCAAAGAUGAGGAGGAAGACGCGGCCGUGAACGCGGCGGACCAGCGCGAGUUCUUCGUGCACUGGGACCAGUUCAACAAGCGGCUCGACGACUGGGUCCUCGGCUCGCGCAUCGUGCUCUCACGCGAUCUCGAGUGGCCACGCCCGAAGCCGCCACCGGGGAAGAAGGGCGCGCACACGAAGACGCCGGCGCCGAGCAAGGUGCCCAAGAGCCAGGCUCAGAGCAAGAGCAAGCAGAGCAAGAGCAAGCACACGAGCAAGAACCAGAGCAAGGCGUCGUUGCUGAAGCGCGCUACGUCCAAUGCGGCCGCGGCCGCGUCGUCCCCCGCCCCUGCUCCCGCCGGCACACUCGCUCCCGCCGCGCUCAAGGCGGCACCGUCACCGUCACCCGCACCGUCGCCGUCGCCGACGGUGAAACACAGGAUCAUGCACGAAGAAGAGGAAGAGGACGACCCCGAUGCGGACGCGGAUGGCGAGAUGGACCUCGACGGUGAGGGCGAGGCAGACGCGGAGGGCGACCCAGACGGCGAAGCCGACAUGGACGUGGACGACGACGACGACGACGCGGACGCAGAGGGAGAAGCAGACGCAGAUGGAGAAGCGGACGCGGAUGGCGAACCUGACGCCGAUGCCGAAGGCGAGAACGAAAACGAAGGCGAGACCUUUGAGCUCAACCUCACCCCGGACGCGAACACCUCCCCUCCUCCCCCCGUAUCCUCGUUCAGCAAAGAAGCCGAGCUCGAGAAGCUGCGCACGUCCGGGUCGAUGACGCAGUCCGUGUCCGAGGUCGCGCGCGUGAAGAACCUAAACCGACUGCAGAUUGGGCGGCACGAGGUCGACGCGUGGUACUUCAGCCCGUACCCCCGCGAGUACGCGCACCUGCCGAUCCUGUACAUCUGCGAAUUCUGCUUGGGGUUCUACCCGACGCCAUUCAUGAUGGGCCGACACAGGGCACGGUGCACGCUGCGGCAUCCGCCGGGGAACGAGAUAUACCGGCACGAGGAUAUCUCGUUUUUCGAGCUGGACGGGAAGAGGCAGGUGACAUGGUGUCGGAAUCUGAGCUUGCUGUCAAAAUGUUUUCUUGACCACAAGACGCUCUACUACGACGUGACGCCCUUCAUGUACUACGUCAUGGUCCAGCGCGACUCGACGGGGUGCCACAUCAUCGGCUACUUCUCCAAGGAGAAAGAGUCGGCGGAGAACUACAACGUCGCGUGCAUCCUCACGCUGCCGCAGCACCAGCGCCACGGGUUCGGUAAGGUGCUCAUCGAGUUCUCGUACGAGCUCUCCAAGAAGGAGGGCAAGCUCGGCAGCCCCGAGAAGCCGCUCUCGGACUUGGGGCUGUUGGGGUACAGAGCGUACUGGGCAGAGACGAUCGUCGAGCUGCUGCUGAACCACCAGGACGACGAGAUCAGUAUCGAUGAUAUCGCGCAGAAGACGAGCAUCACGCACGCGGAUAUUAUGAACACGUGCACGACGCUGCAGCUGUUCAAGCACUACAAGGGACAGCACGUCAUCUGCCUCUCGGACGCGGUCAUCGAGAAGCACAAGGCGAAGCGCCAGAGGCGCCGCCGGCAGAUCUACCCCGAGAACCUCAUCUGGAAGCCGCCCGUGUUCACGCGCGACCAGCUGCGGUUCUACUGAGCGGUCGUCCCGCCUCGCGCCUCGUUCUCGUGCUCGUGCGCGCGCGUUGAUGCAGCCUGCUUGGGGUUUUUGUGCCUUUUCGUUCGAUGCAGCUGCGGCUGGGGAUCCUCCCCUAAUUGACAUUGUCAAUGCAAUCUCGCGAUCCUUGAUUUCCAUCCUUGUUUUUCGUUUUUCGUUUGUUUCCUCGUUUCCUCCGUCAGCAUUUGUCACAGGUUUACAUAGUGUACAGUACCGUGUAUCAUUAGUUCAGUCCACUUUUCGCCUCGCCUCACCUGCAAAUUACAUCUGGGACUCUUUUGAAGCGCACUUUACGUAGCUUAAGCGGUACUUGCUUUGGCUAUAUGAUAGGUGCAAUGCAUUCCUUACUCUACUCUAGACACGCUGCUCUGCGUCGUACAUAUACCUUCGUCGUAUGUGUACAAGAAUGGCGAGCUCGUCUUUCUAUAAUCAUAUCGUGUCCCGUCCUAUAAGUACGUUUGGCGUACCCGCCAUCUAUGAUUGCAUAUCCCGUCCUACGAACGCAUACACUCAAGCACCGAAAAUGCACACAUACACAAGCACUUGGAGGAAUCUACGCAUAAUCGCGCGCCGUCAUCGUCAGCCCCGCCGGCGCCCUCCUGCGGACCGUCGGCGCCUCGUCCUGGCUCUCGCUGCCCGUGCCCGUGCCCGUGGUGGCGACGCUCUCGGCCGAGGAGACGCGCUCGAGCCGCGCGCGCGUGAGCACGGGCGAGGGCGGCUGCGACGCGGCGGGGGAGAACACGCCGACGCCCGAGAGCGGCGCGGUGUCGUCCGUCGCGAAGUAGGCCUCGGGGUGCUCCGCCGCUCUGUCUUCCUUGGUGCCUGCACCCGCCGCUGCGCUGCCCUGGGCUUCUGCCGCGCCUGAGAGGCGGGCGGCGGUGCUAGAGCCGGGUUGGCUGUCGGAAUGGGAGAUGACGGAGAAGCUCGAGCCCGAUGUCGAUGCGGAGACGGAGUCGGUGGGGUGUUGUUGCAGGGGCGCGUCGGCGGAGGAGAUGCGGAUGGCAGGGAUGGAGGGUUUAUCGGAUGUUGCUGCUUUGGACUCGUCGACGACGCCGAG